Molecule: messenger RNA, 1825 nt
Organism: Aaosphaeria arxii CBS 175.79
Lineage: Eukaryota; Fungi; Ascomycota; Dothideomycetes; Pleosporales
Exons: 2
Coding region: 47-1669 (540 amino acids)
Biological process (GO): transmembrane transport
Cellular component (GO): membrane
Molecular function (GO): transmembrane transporter activity
Source: RefSeq, a predicted model, not a curated record
AUCACCAUCUUUCGAUACUCGUUACUAGUGACGGUUCUCCACAAACAUGUCGCGUACUUCAACAUCAAUUGAGCUCACAGCUUACCCCGAACCAUCAGUAUUAGCCCAUCCCGCGGGUUUAAAGCCAUCAACCAAGGGCGAUGAGACUCCUAAUAUAUCAGACGAUACUAGACCUAUCAAUCAGCCGGUCGAUGCGCGGACAAUAGAUGUGCCAAACAAGAAGACCACAGCGAUUGUGCUAGUCACAAUUGUCUGUGUAACUUUCAUCAGCAGUUUACUUUCUGGCCUGGUCACAGUCAUCUUGCCCACCAUGGCGCGAGAUGUGAAGUUGGAGGCGAAUCUACUACUUUGGCCAAUAUCUGUCUACGCAUUGACUUGCGGUUGUACGCUCCUGCUACUAGGAUCUAUUGCCGAUGUUGUCGGAAGCAGGCCAAUGUAUCUUACUGGAACCUUCCUCCAAUCGGGAUUUACACUGGCUUGCGGUCUUGCCCAGACUGGCAUACAACUUAUUGUGUUUCGUGCCUUAGCUGGUGUUGCAAUCUCCUUCUGUUUGCCAACCGCCGUCUCUAUUAUCACGAGUACGUUCCCAGAGGGCAAACGGCGCAAUAUCGCCUUUGCGUCGUUGGGUGCAGGCCAACCUAUUGGUUUCUCUCUGGGCCUGACGCUCGGAGGUAUUUUCAACGACAAGAUCGGUUGGAGAUGGGGUUUCCAUGUAUCGGCGAUCAUCAACACUAUUGUAUUCGUUCUCGCCUUCUUCGGGCUGCCCAAAAACAAAAGGACUGAAGCUGAGCGAGUUCAAGUGUGGUCUCGACUCAAGAAUGACAUUGAUUGGGUGGGCAUCCUGAUUGGUGCUUUAUCCCUGGCGAUGCUCUCCUACUCGUUCGCCUCCAUCACCGGAAACACUUCGAGGAUCCGCGAACCAGGAACGCUCGCUAUGCUUGUUAUAUCGAUCGCCCUUGUGCCAGCGUUCAUACUUUGGGUAGGCCGACAAGAACGUCUCGGACGGCCCGCUGUCAUUCCUAAUUCCCUCUGGAGGAACCGCAUCUUCACCUGCAUUUCGAUCGGCGUCUUCGUAAUCUGGGGUACCUUCAACGCCAUAGAGACCUUAUUGACACUAUUCUUCCAAGAAGUGCAAGAGAUCUCUGCAAUCCAGACAUCGAUUCGCUUCCUACCAGCACCCAUCUCCGGAGCGUUGAGUAACAUCGUGAUGGGACUCAUCGCUCACAAAGUUCGAGCGGAUUGGUGCGUCACCUUUGGCAUUGCCCUGAGCACGAUCGCAACCCUCCUGAUGGCAAUCAUCCAGCCGGAGUGGAACUACUGGGCCGCCGCCUUCCCGGCUGUCUUUUUGAACCCCAUCGGUGCCGACGCUCUCUUCACUGUAUCGAAUCUUGUUAUUACUCAGGUUUUCCCGGAGAAGACACAGGCGCUCGCUGGAAGUGUGUUCAACACUAUUGCACAGAUUGGCAAAAGCGUGGGCCUUGCUACUAGUGCGGUCAUUGCGGCGUCGAUAACAGAGCACAGUCACCAUGAGGACAAAACUAGCCCGGAAGCCUUGAUGCAAGGAUACAGGGCUGCGUUUUGGUAUCUUUUCGCUCUCAGCACGGCCGUCGGAGUUCUUUUCGCUUGGGGUCUGCGUGGCAUCGGCCGUGUUGGUAUGAAGAGAGAGUAAGCUGAAGAGAUAUCAUCAUUCUAUAUUGAAAAAGAAAUUCGACAUCUAGGUAACAAAAUGUAUAGUACUGAAUCACGAUGACUGUGCAGACUCAUCUCUCCAGUCAUGUAUUAUUGCUGUAGUCAUAGUCAAGAACAAAAGAUAACUAUUUAGAAC